Messenger RNA from Zophobas morio, 1107 nucleotides. RefSeq names its product zinc finger Y-chromosomal protein-like. Gene Ontology annotation, biological process: regulation of transcription by RNA polymerase II. Gene Ontology annotation, molecular function: DNA-binding transcription factor activity, RNA polymerase II-specific; RNA polymerase II transcription regulatory region sequence-specific DNA binding. Lineage: Eukaryota; Metazoa; Arthropoda; Insecta; Coleoptera; Tenebrionidae. The record is from RefSeq and is a predicted model, not a curated record. The transcript is spliced from 2 exons. The coding region runs from base 1 to 1107 and encodes 368 amino acids.
AUGUUGCGUCCAGAAGAUUCAAAGAACUUUGUUUACUUAAAGUCUCUCCAUCGCUGCAAAAUGUGCCCCUUCUUCACCACUUCGACCACUCUCAUGCUAAACCACGCCAGAAGUCACGGUUCAUCCCUCCAACUCUUCGACUGCGAAAGCGCCACAAUUGAAACGUACUCCUGCAAGGACUGUACCUUCCGAACAAAUCUAGCCAUAGUAUUAAAAAAACACAACGAAAACCACGACCACACUAAUCGAAACAACUUUGAAAACGGUCUCCAAGGACACGUUUGUCCCAACUGCGAAUUUAAAACCCACUUCGUGCUAAAACAGCUCCAACACGUACUGGAAUGCCUGGAUAAACAACACCAAAAGUGGCACGAAUGCAACCAAUGCAGCUACAAAUCCAAAGACAAACGUAGCUUAACCGACCACAAAAUCUCAAAACACUUGAGCGACGACGAAAUCCACUGGUUUACGUGUGAACAGUGUCCGUACAGAGCCAAGAAGAAAAAAUAUUUGAAAAGACACAUCUACGCCCAUCAUUCCGAAGACCAAGUGAUUAAAUGGUAUGAAUGCGAACUGUGCCCGUACAAAACCAAAUUUAAAGCAUGCUUGCAACAACACGAACACUCCAAACAUAAAAAGAACCAUCAGUGGUACAAGUGUGAUAGUUGCUCUUAUCAGACUCCGACGAAAGGUCACUUGAAACGACACGUCAUCCACAAACACCAACCUGAGAAGGAAAUCCACUGGUAUGAGUGUGAAACGUGUCCGUAUAAAGCUAAGACUAAGAACUUGCUUACUAAUCACAUGAACUGUGUUCAUCCGGAUGGCAAAGAGGUGAAGUGGCAUCAGUGUGACCGGUGUCCAUAUAAAACUGUACGUGCGUAUAAAUUAAAGUCACACAUUAUUAAUAAACACUUGGGGGACCACGAAGUCCAGUGGUUCUAUUGUGACAAAUGCAACCAUAAAACUAAGUGUAAGUAUUCGCUAAAGGCGCAUACGAGGACGCAUUUGAGUGAUGGCGAGGUGGAGUGGCAUGAGUGCCAAGAGUGUGGGUUUAGGACGAUGUAUAAGACUGCGCUGAAAAGACAUACAACCCUCAAUACGUGA